AUGCAUGGCUAUUUGUUUGCGGCCCUUCUUUAUUGUUAUUGUUAUUAUUAUUAUGUUUUGGAGGUUGCGACGGGACCGCAGUCUAUGGUACUACUUUUUGCCUUUCUUUUUUAUUUUAUUUACGUCUGUGUCUUUUUGUUUGUUUGUUUGUUUGUGUGUGUGGCUACCGUGUCCAAGUAUGACGCUGUCUUGGCGAGGAACAUGAUGCGUCUGACACGGCGAUGCCUCUUCAUCACGAAGAUCAGCAAGAUCUCACGGCCCCCCGCCAGCGGCUACGAGAUUGCCGAGCUGCCAAAUGAAAAGGUUUUCAUGGAAUUUUUAAAGUAUUACAACACAAAGUGUGUUCUGGCCGUUCUCCAUUCCGGCUCUCUUCGCAGCACGGCGGGAGAAGGUGGUGCCGGUACGAAGAUCGUGGAGGAUCCGCUCACGCGCAGCUUCAUCUCGUCCAUCAAUGCAAUGAACAUGGGAAAUCCCAACGAAACGAAACUGGCGCUUGUGCCUGGGCCGCAUGCCCCAAGAAUGGUGGAAGAGUACGGCGUGCUGACUUACCCAACGGUGCUCUUGUUUAUGAAUGGGAAGUGCGUGGAGCGGGUCGUGGGUGCCCGCACGCGAGAGGUGUCCAUCAAGGCACUCUUUACGCUUCGAAAUGCGGGAAGAAACAUCUUUUCAAGGGAGUGA
Messenger RNA from Trypanosoma cruzi, 678 nucleotides. RefSeq lists its product as uncharacterized. The transcript has a single exon. The record is from RefSeq and is a predicted model, not a curated record. NCBI's taxonomy places the organism in Eukaryota, Euglenozoa, Kinetoplastea, Trypanosomatida, Trypanosomatidae. The coding region runs from base 1 to 678 and encodes 225 amino acids.